AUGGAGUGGAAGUCAGUGCAGAGGAAACAUUUUCGAGGAGUCAAUCUUAGGUGGGACUGUUUUCCUUUUAAUGGAGGAAGGAGGAUAGGUGUUAAGGAGGUUCUCGUUUCUAUUUUCUUCUCUGAUAUUCCUAACAGAUCUACUGCUAAGGAUAUAUUUGAGCUAUUCGGCUGCCAUGGGGAAGUUGUAGAGGUGGUGAUUCCUCCAAGGAAGAAUAACCUUGGGAAGCGAUUCGGUUUCGCUCGCUUUGUCGGAGUAGAGGACGCUAUGACCAUGGCGAUUAGGUUGGACAACAUUUUGAUUGAUGGUAAUAAGAUACGUGCGAACAUCCCUAGAUUCGAGAGGUAUAGCUGGAAACGCGGAAAAGACGUGCGAAGGGGAAGAGGGGAAGUAGCAUCUGGAGGUGACGAAGGGGGCAGCAGAGAGGCGCUGAAGGAUAACAUGAGAAGAGGUGUCAUUCCGAGGUAUGGCAAUGGGUGCUCUUUCGUUGAUGUUGUGAAGAAUGUGAGGAGAGAUGAGAAGCCUGUUUUGACCUUCGAAUCUAAGGAGGAAGACAGUUCUAGACUCAGUAAGGCUUAUGUGGGGGAGGUCCACAACCCUGGCUCAGCGUACAAUAUACAAACUCAUUUUGAGGUGGAAGGGAUCUUCUCUAUCAAGGUCACACCGUUGGGUGCAAACUUAUGUUUGCUUGAAGAAACGGAGGAGGGUUUUAUAAGGGAGUUGAUCGGAGAUGGCCAAACGUGGUGGAGACAGUGGUUUAAAGAGGUACGCCCUUGGUCAGCGAGGGAGGUUGAUUCUGAAAGAGUGGUGUGGUUUCGGAUAUAUGGAGUCCCCUGUCAUGCGUGGAAUGCAGAGUUCUUUGUUAAGCUGGCUAAUUCCAUAGGUUCGUUUGUUUGUAUAGAUGAAAAUACCGCUAAUAAGGCUUGCAUGGAUAUUGCUCGAGUCAUGAUGAGGGUGCGUGAAUCUUUUAACUUGCCGUAG
Molecule: messenger RNA, 981 nt
Organism: Vicia villosa (hairy vetch)
Lineage: Eukaryota; Viridiplantae; Streptophyta; Magnoliopsida; Fabales; Fabaceae
Exons: 1
Coding region: 1-981 (326 amino acids)
Molecular function (GO): RNA binding
Source: RefSeq, a predicted model, not a curated record